AUGUAUCCACUGCUCCCAUUAUAUGACUUUGAAUUCCGAAAGAGCCCAAUCUUGAACAAGUUUUCAAUAUGGCAUGUCAUUUUUGAUACGUUUGAUUAUUUUCAAUCUUCAACCAAAUUCCAAAUGAUAGAUGCCCCUGUUUCUACUAUUUUGGCUCUUCCACUUCGUAAGGUCAUUCAGGUUCCAGAUAGUUCUCAUUGGUCACUCAGACAUCGAAAUUUUGCAGCGGGCACUUUCUUGGUAUUUGAUGAGCACCAACAACGACUGCGCAUACGAGUCCCAAGUGAAUUCUCUCGCUUUCCAAGGCUGUGUCAAACUCUGGCCAAUGAUAUUAUAUGUACUCGUACUAUUAAACUUGAAGCGUUUGUAUGGCCACAUAUUCUUGCAGCACCUGCUCCCACACUACCCGAAGAAUGGUCCUCUCUGUCGGGCCGGUACCAUUGUUCAUCCAGAGGUGGAAUCGAUGGACCAAGCCGGCACGAAGAUUUAAGCCAACAAUACCCAAAAGCUGUGCCGCAACGACUCAAUUGCCAGACAUUAAGACAAUUGACAUCUCACGAAUUAGUGUCUCAAAUGCGACUUCAGCCACUCUGGGGUCAAUUUAACCCUACUGUCUUACGCAGCAGUUUCAAAAAAAAGAGCGCACCAAUUUUGACGAAUCUUUUUGAGGAAUAUGGUGUCUUGGACCCUAGACAAUGGUCAUCCGGUGUAGCGUAUGAUAGUAUACACUAUUUAGGCGAUCUAUCGACACUUCAGUUCUUUUCAAAUAAAAUAGAUGAACAAGGCACAUUUCAGGGCCACAAGAUUAAGAAAAUCGGAGGUAAUGUUGUUCUGGUCGCAGAUCCCGGUGAACCGGGACCUAGCAAAAUACCAGUAUUUCAUUUACCAGAAGACAUGCAUUCAGGUGAAGAUAUCCAUAAAUACAUAUAUACAACAGUAACUGAGGUGGAUAGGUAUACUGCAGUUCGACUAUUUAAAAUAUAUUUCUCUCAUAUAUAUCCUAUCUUGCCAGUUAUCAACAAGACCGAAUUUUUGAAACAACACCGUGACAGAGUUGAUACAUAUCCGCCUGGGGAAUUGUUAAAUGCGCUGCUGCACGGUUUGUCGAAUGUAAAAGUUUGGAGCCACAUCGAAAAAAAGAAAUUACCUGCAGAUGCAAUUUGGGAUGUUCCUGUUGGUUGGUCCAACCACUUCUUUGAUCAAGCAGAAUAUAUAAUUUCGAAAUGGUCUAAUCUGCAGACUGUAACCAAUGUUCAAGCCAUUAUUAUUAUUUUAAAUCAUCGCGGUGAUAGAGACUCAAAAUCAUCCGCUUGCUGGCAAUUGGGAGGAUACGCUAUUCGGCUCAUUUACUUGGCCUUCAUCGAUCGUGUGAAGACUGGGAUCUCCCAAAAAAAAGAGAAGGAAACUCGUAACCGGGCUUGGUGGGCAUUGUACAUAACAGAUCGAUUUCAAACAGCCAUUCUUGGAAGACCUAUCAAUCUUCGCGAUGAGGACAUUAAUGUUCCUUAUCCUGACCCUGGUGCAGAUAUCGAAGAAGUCUUGGACGCAUUCGAGGCUGAUAAAGAUCGUAUUCUAAAUAACGAAGUUCUUCCUCGCUCUCCUUGUCUAACGGCACCUUACAAUUACAAGACAAAUUCCAACCGAGAAUGGCCUCAAAUUUAUGAAUUGUUUGUGCAGUUUAUCAAACUGUCCGAAAUUCUGGGUAGGAUACUACAAGGACUGCAUACACCAAAGGCCAAAAAAUUCAGUUCUCAGCAUGGAAGUGAUGGUUUGGUGACACGACUAGAUUAUGAAUUAACACAAUGGAGAAACGAAUUCCCAAAAGCUUUAAAAAAAAUACAGCUGCCCGAUUUUAACGAAGAUGUAGGCCAUUUUGCACCUGUUAUUGCAUCUAUGUUGAUGUUUUACUGUAGUAGCUUAAUUUUACUUCAUCAACCCUUUAUUCAAAAAACAAGUCAGUCGAAGUCAUCACAUACAUCACUACAAAUUUGUACAAGUGCUGCAAUACGAGGUAUCCGUAUCGCUUGUAGAUUGGCCGCACGAGAUUUCCUCACGUGUCCUUAUUCAUUUACUUUGUGUCCGCUUCGACAAUUCGGUCUUAUUCACAAUGUCUUAGCAAUCGACGAUAAAUACUUGGAUGAUAGUAUGGUCAAAUUGCCCAAGACUCUUCGACAUAUGUUAAAAGAAUUGGUGCAAGUCUCGAAAUGGAGCUCGUAA
This is a messenger RNA of Mucor mucedo, 2217 nucleotides long. RefSeq names its product fungal-specific transcription factor domain-containing protein. Gene Ontology annotation, molecular function: DNA binding; zinc ion binding. Gene Ontology annotation, biological process: DNA-templated transcription. The coding region runs from base 1 to 2217 and encodes 738 amino acids. The transcript has 8 exons. The record is from RefSeq and is a predicted model, not a curated record. NCBI's taxonomy places the organism in Eukaryota, Fungi, Mucoromycota, Mucoromycetes, Mucorales, Mucoraceae.